This is a messenger RNA of Neodiprion virginianus, 5259 nucleotides long. RefSeq names its product zinc finger protein 260-like. The record is from RefSeq and is a predicted model, not a curated record. The transcript is spliced from 4 exons. The coding region runs from base 514 to 2727 and encodes 737 amino acids. Lineage: Eukaryota; Metazoa; Arthropoda; Insecta; Hymenoptera; Diprionidae. Gene Ontology annotation, cellular component: nucleus. Gene Ontology annotation, molecular function: zinc ion binding.
GACGCCUAAUUAGAUAACCUAACCGUAGCUUUUCGAUAGGACAACUCAUCUUUCCACGAUAUCUAACCGAUGCCUGCCGUCCGCGACCGAUGUUCGUGAAAUCGGAACCUGUAUCCCUCCGUAAAGAAUUUUUUUAACUGAGAAAACUGAGCUACUCGGUACCUCAUCGUCCGGUGCUUAGGAAACUAGAGAGGUCCGUGAGCCCAUCAACAGUAUCAUCAGAAAAAAGAAAAUCCUUAUGUCGUGAACAAUACGAUCCUAGGUUGGCAAUUUGGCACAUCCGAGACAGAGAAUUUACAUGCGGAUACAAUCGUGGAUUCGCGUGGAUCGUCUGUCAAGUCUUGAACUGGGAAUGACGAUGUUUUCCUCGCUUCGUGUUCAUCAAUUCGUAAAUUAUGAACCCUGAACGGACGCGAAUUCGGCUCUCGUUCCUGGUUCGUAGCCCGAGGCCGCAACAAGCGCAACGUUGAGAAGGCUUUCAAAGGAAUUCCGUGCCUUGGUCUCUUGAUCAACAUGGCUGUGAUCGAGGAAUUCAGCGAGCUGUGCCGACUCUGCGCUGGUAAGACGAGUCUCAGCCUCGGUCUUCCGAUUUUCGAGACCGAAGGUGAAAUCCGGCACAUAGAUGAAAAAAUUUCCGCCUGUCUUCCUGUCCAGAUCUCCAUGACGGACAAGCUGCCAAAAUUGGUUUGCCAGGAAUGCGCUUACAAGUUGGAUCAGCUGUACAACUUCAGAGAGAAGUGUCUUCACACAGAGGGGAUGUUCGUUGCCAUGCUCAAGGGUGUUCAUGUCGAUGACAGUCAUUUCAAGGAAGGUUGCGGGGAUUCUGAUCAAAUGCAGGCCAUGCAAGUGAUGGAUGACAUGGAUCUCGCCGGCGGGGAACAGGUUGUUUCUCAGGAAGAGAUGUGUCAGCAUGGCGGGGAAAUUCAAGUUGCUGGUAUAGAGCUAGAUGGUGAUACAGUACGAAUGGUUGACCAGCACAUACGUGACAUGCAGGAUGAGGUCUCUACUCAGCAGCUCACGAUGCAUCUAGAAGGAGAUGUGACGGUCGUAAGUAACCUGACAGUCGAGACGGACCUCAGCCAACUGGACAUAAACUAUGUGACAUCAAUCAGUCCACAGAAUCAAGACUGUCACGACACAUGCCAAAUGGAACGGGUACAAUUCUGCAAGGAUAUAAAAUUUGAACCUGUUAUUGUGAAGGAUGAAUAUCAUAGGCUGCAAGAACGACUCUCUACAGAAUGUUCAACAGAAGCUAAUGAGACUGACGAAAGAGAAAAUCGCAUGCACCAACCAGACAGUGAUAGUGAUAGCGAGGUCGAUGCAUCAGUCGAGAACGAGAUGGAGACACGAACUGAGGAUGGAACUGAGGAUCCCUUGCAAGCCGGGAUAGCCCCGUCAACAAGUGGACGUAGUAAUCUAAGUAGCAAUGCAAGCGAGACACCUGUGGAAUAUACUAAAUCAGCUAAAGCAUCACUGCUACAAGCAAUUCUGACCAAUCCCAGUAUAGAUGAGGCAGGUAACAGUUGGUAUGUCUGUCGUUUGUGCAACGAAGCUGCCACAGAACCUCCCAGUCUUGCGCAGCACUUUGAGGUUCAUUUUUGCAGCUGCGCAUGUGGCAUAUACUACACCAGUGUCGAGGCUCUGAAUAUCCAUAAGCAGCACUGCCAGACGAGUAAAAGCAAAGAGGUAUUAUGCACAAGUGAACCAUGCAACGAUAUUGCGACGAAUCCAGAGGAGCAAAAGAAGCCUGGAACAACAGCUAGACAAAAGUGGACACCAAAAAUUUGUACAGAGUGUGGAAAACAGUACAGAACUAAUUACAAACUUCAAGAACACAUGCGAAAGCACACUGGUGAGAAACCGUUUCAAUGCCUACUUUGUGAGAAGGCCUUUCGUAGUAAAAUCGGUCUCGCACAGCACACUGCAACACAUACAGGACAGUUUGAUUACACUUGCUCAACUUGCGGCAAAGGAUUCCAGUGCAAAAGCUACCUCAUAGUACACCAGCGUGUGCACUCAGACUUAAAACCAUAUCCUUGCAGCACAUGUGGCCAGAACUUCAAGACGAAACAGUCGCUGCUAGAUCAUCAAAAUCGGCACCUGGGUGUUAAGCCAUAUAUGUGCGACAUAUGCGGUAAGGGAUUCAUAACGAAAGGACUGUGCAAAAGCCAUCAGAAAAUCCAUUCAGGAAAGGAUAAUCGUCAGUAUCCUUGCAUGGUCUGCAAUAAACUAUUUGUUAGUAAAAGCUACCUGAAUACCCACCUUCGUAUUCAUACUGGUGAAAAACCGUACAAAUGUGAGGUAUGCGGAAAGGGUUUCCUCACAAGGGUCGACCUCAAAAUUCACUCCACAAUGCACACCGGUGAGAAGAGUUUUGUAUGUGAGAUGUGUGGCAAAGCGUUUGCCCGUCGUGCGGCUCUCCGAUGCCAUCGUCGAUCGCACACCGGCGAGCGGCCCUACAGAUGCGACGUAUGUGGAAAAACAUUCACCCAGUUCAGUCCUAUGGCGAUACAUAAACGUCUUCACACUGGUGAACGUCCAUAUGAAUGCGAUAUUUGUCGCAAGGCGUUUGUAUCCCGGUCUACUAUGAUGUGCCAUCGCAAGAAGCACCAUCUUCCAUCAACUACAGAUCAGAAGGAGGAGGUGUCUGACCAAGUCAUGGAAAUUAUAUCGACUGAGAUUGUGGUCAGGGGGUCCCACGAUGGAAUACAGAUAACUGCUGAUUGAACCUGUGUACAGAUAAACUGUAAAAAAAUAAUACGAAAAUGGGGGUGAUCAGGGCAACAGGAAAACCCAGAGUCAACUCUAUAUCAGAAUCAUGUGUCUAGAAGAGUUCAGUAUCUGAACGGAAGUUUCUAAUAACGUGAGUUAGCUACAACAAUGAACUAUAUUUGAAAAUAUCAUCAUGUUGAAAUAAGGAAUUUGUAAAAUAAUGUCCUCAUGUUUCUGCCAGAGUCUAAAGGUACUGAUAUAUUGGUUAGCCAAUACUGAACAGUGAAAACUUAUGCAUGUGACUUUCCAGAUUGAAAAUGUAAAUGUCUCGUCCUUAAGAUACAUAUGUUGGCGAUACUGUGUCCCAUGUCCUUAAAAAAUUAUUUUACGAGAGAUGUGACUGACGAAUAAUUGGCAAUGUUUAUUAAUAUAUUGGGAAUAUCUGUUGAAACAGAUCUUAUUCAGCCACACAGUCACUGCCUACGCCAACCACGUGUACAAUUUUUAUCUGAUCUGAACAUAACAGACAAAUGCUGUCAAUCAAAAGUUGCGUAUGUGUUGGUGCGAAUUGUGACUGUGUGGCUCGGAAUGAUCUCUUCGAACAGACAUUCACGGUAUGCAUAGAAUGUUGCAGGACUAGAGCUUAAAAUUGGUAAACCUACCGCGUACCUAAUACAAGUUUCCCUGCAGAGAAUUUAUUUUUAUAAAAACUAAGUUGCUUCGAUUUUCUAUCUUCAUAUUAUUAAAAAAACGAAAUUCUUUUAAUUGGACCUCAAACAUAUAUAUGUAUAGUAUGUAUCAUAGAUAACUCAAAGUAUUGAGCUAUAGUAAAGUAACAAUAAUAAUAACAAGAACAGUAAUUUUGAAUUUGCACAUCUAGUGAUAAUCUCUAAAAUUACUAUGGUUCUGAUAAUUGGAAACGUGAUAAACAAAAUAAUCAUAAAACGAAAAUGACAAGACUACCAUUUAUGGUGUGGUAACCAUCCACUUCAUUGUUUGCUCGAUAGUGAAUUUUUUGUAAAGACAAAAUGACAUUCACUACGUUUGUAUGACUAGGAAUGUGUAUACGUAAAUUCCUUGUACAUAUACAUACAUACUGUGUACAAAUAAUUUGCUACACAAACAAGUAAACUCAUCGUGAUACUUAAUAGCAAAUAUACAUUCAUUGAAAUGACUUGACAGAUUUUGUACUAGUAGAUAUUUUUGCGCAUAUUUGCCGUUUGUUAUCGUGCUAAACGUAUAAUACAGUAGAUUGUGCAUCAAGGUGGUAAAGAAGAUCUGUUAACGCUGAGUAGAAGUGUGCAAUAUCAGUCGUAGGUGGGCUUGCGCGCGAGCUGAAGACAAAUAUUGCAAAUACCCGUGGCGAACAAGACUUUACCUACAUGUUGCUCAGGAUACUUUAUGUAACAAAAGUAUGGUUUACAAGUUUUUUUUUUAUAGCAGAGUAUAAAAAAGAGCACUUUUCAGUACUAGGACGUAAAAGUGCACAAUUCUGUAUUCCGAUGCUCUUCUUUUGUACUGUUGCUGAAACGAUUACUUGACGUACGUAACGCAGGCAAAAAAAGCCUUGUAAACCAUAUUGUUAUAUAAAAUAAUUUUCAUACGUCUAUACAUUUAAUGAUAUUACCUGAAAAUUGAUCCCUUAAGGCAUCGCGGUAGGAUUACGCUAGAAUUUUUUUAUAUAUUUUUUUUUUUUUUUAUUAAUAUUAUCGUUAUUGCAAACGCCAAAUUUACGAAUUGUAAGAUUAUCCAAGGCACAAAUCUAUGGCCAAUAAGUGAGGCAUUAUAUAAAUUUUACGAACCAGUGUUUCAGUUCUACAAUUUUUUCUGCUAUCGUAAAUUAUGUACUGACAUACAUUUCAAAUUGAUAAAAUGAAAAUAAAGACCCAAUCAUGUAUUAUUUUAAAAACUAUCCAUUGAUUUUUCAAUCUUGUUCAUUUGGUACAUUCAUUUAAUAAAAGUUGCAGUUUAGACGUUUCAUCGAAUUACAACUUCAUCAUAUGCAGCGUAAUAAUAUAGAUGUACAAUAAUAAAGAUGAUCAAAUGUUCAUAAAAAUAUGCAAUUAAUGAGAAAAUGAUGCUGAAAAAAAAUAGCUUCUCUCAAUAAAUUAUGUUUAUUUGGUGAUAAAACUCAAUGAACUACACUAACUAAUAUAUUGAUUUAAUAAUCGUCACCUUCUGGUCAUACUUAUCUACAUUAUCUUUAGGCAAUGCGAUGCUUUGUACAAUGCUUUUUUUUUUCUUUUUUCAUUGACCAUACAUUUAUGUCGCGUGUAUGUAUGUGUAUACAUGUUCCACAUGCAUAUUAUUAUAUGUAUAUCAUUUGUGCAACACGGUAAUGAAGUGAACAUCAUGUCUGGUUAGGAGCUUUCAGCGUCCAGCAGCGCAAUUCUGAUUUUCACUUUAGCGUUAACAAGUAAUGUUGCCUGUACAUAACAUAAAUUGUGGACUUGAGUUGAGUUAAUAUCACUCACUACGGCAUUAAUGUAAUCCAAAGUGACAAUCCAGGGAUUGAUGUUUGGAUUAUGAUUACUGUUGUUAAAAAUA